AACCCACCGAAACUUCUAAACCCGGACGCUAAGGUCAAAGCCCUGAGAAGUCUGGGACUCAUGCGCAGUAGGACGCAGAACUUCCGACAGAAGGCGGAGCUUUAGUGUUUGCGCAGGCGCUCAUUCUUAGCUGGGCUUCCAAGAUGCCGGAGUACGUCCCUUCUAGGUUGGCCACCUUGCCCCCUACCCUCGAUCCGGCCGAGUACGACUUAUCGCCCGAGGUCCGGCGGGCGCAGGUCGAGCGGCUAGCCAUCCGCUCCCGUCUCAAGCGUCAGUACCUUCUGCAAUACGACAACCCUCACCGCCGGGGGAUCAUCGAAGAUCCUGCUUUGCUUCGUUGGACUUAUGCAAGAACAGCAAAUAUCUACCCCAAUUUCAGACCCACCCCCAAGACCUCACUCUUAGGUGCUCUGUUUGGAAUUGGCCCCCUUGUCUUCUGGUAUUAUGUUUUUAAAACUGAUAGGGACAAGAAAGAAAAACUUAUUCAAGAAGGAAAGUUGGAAAGACCACUGAGCAUUGUUUCUUGAGUAUGUGGGAAUGUGGAUAACAUAAGGAUUGUUAUGUAUUUAAAUCACUGUAUUGCACAUCUUGUCAAAAGACGGAUUCUUGCUUAAAUAAAUUUGAUGAUACUCA
Messenger RNA from Monodelphis domestica (gray short-tailed opossum), 633 nucleotides. RefSeq names its product NADH:ubiquinone oxidoreductase subunit B4 (gene NDUFB4). NCBI's taxonomy places the organism in Eukaryota, Metazoa, Chordata, Mammalia, Didelphimorphia, Didelphidae. Gene Ontology annotation, cellular component: mitochondrion; respiratory chain complex I. The record is from RefSeq and is a predicted model, not a curated record.